UAAAAACACAUUUCGCUUGUAUUGAUUUUAGGUUAUGUUAUGAAUAUUUCCAAGUUUUCAUUAAAAAAAUAUUUAUUUAAAUAAUAAAACCUGUGUUACUAAGUAUAAAUGGCAGACAUGGAAGAACCGCCCAUGAAAGUUACUAAAUUUGAGAUGGAGUCCCAAUACUUAGAGGGCGAGGUGAUGGAAGAGGGACAGGAGGAGUGGCUGAGUGAGGGCAUCCUCACCGACGACGAUUACAAUCCAGCUUCACAACAAACAGAACCAGAUCAGAACGACAUAGCCACCAGCCAGGACUCCAGCAUGGGCAGCGUGAAGGCAGAGCAGCCGGAAACCAUCGAGGAGACACUCAAUAGCUUGGAGAAUCAUCAGACGACACAGAGCCUCCCAGACGAGCUGGACGCGUUCCUGGUCAGGAAGACGGAUGGCAGGAUGCUGCAGCAGUCCAUCAAGAAGGAGAGCGACCAGGAGUCUGAGAGGCAGGAUGACGAUGACGGGAAUGACACAGAUGACCUGCUGAGAGUGCUGGGGGAUGGUGACCAGAAGACCGCCAAGGAGGACGCUGAGAAGACCAAAGAUGGCGAGUCGAGUGAUGAUGACGAAUUUGUCUUCGAAGGAGCAAAGACAAGGACCUUGCAAGUGGCAAAGGACGCUCUGAUGCGUGCGUCAGCAUCGAAAGCCGUUCCAGAAGAUGACGACCCUACCGACUGUUCUUCAGAUGAUGCAUCGACCAUGAAGAAAAUGUUCAACGUGCGCGAGAAGAAACCUGAGGUGUCCAAAGCCACCACCACUUCUACCACCAAAAUGGUCACCACCAACAGUCAUACCAGCCAGAAGACAUCUCUUGUUAAGAAGGUUGUCAAUGUCCCACACAAACCUGCAGCACAACCCGCGAAGCCUUCGAUCCUGAAGCAAUACGUGCACAAAAAGUCAUCAGUGACUGCAGCAUCAGCUCCGCAACACAGGAGGAGUGGCCACAAGGCGGAGACCAACGAACAUGGCUUGGAGGAAGAUGAUAAUGACUUGAACAAGGCGUUCAAUCACCGCGACUCCAAAUCGGAGAAGCAGACCCAACGUCUGAUGAGGCCCGAGGUGAUGGACGAGGAGGUGCCCACCGACCCUGACACAGACAGCGACGAAGAGAGCCUGUACGAUGAGUUGCCAUCAUCGGAUUCAGAGAACAUGGAUGAUUGGUUCACGCUGGACAUCCGUGCGGAGCGGGCAGGAGACUACAUACCACUGCUGGGCGACAAGGCGUACCAACUCCUGCUUGACGAGAAGCGGCGGGUGGCCGCUAAGCUGGAGACGUUGAAGACCAGCCUCUCGUCCCUGGCGGCCAGCGGCAAGGAGCAGGCCGAGCGCCUGCGGGAGGUGACCGCCACCGCCGCCGAGCUCGACGCCAUGCUGCGGGCCUCCUGACUGCACAACUAACUUGAGGGGGGGGGGGGAUAAAACCCGCGCUAUAUGGAGGGGGUAUAAAACCCGCACUAUAUGGGGGGGUAUAAAACCCGCACUUUAUGGAGGGGGUAUAAAACCCGCACUAUAAGGGGGGGGGGUAUAAAACCCGCACUUUAUGGAGGGGGUAUAAAACCCGCACUAUAAGGGGGGGUAUAAAACCCGCACUAUAUGGAGGGGGGUAUAAAACCCGCACUAUAUGGGGGUUAUAAAACCCGCACUAUAUGGAGGGGUCUAAACCCGCACUAUAUGGAGGGGGUAUAAAACCCGCACUAUAUGGAGGGGGUAUAAAACCCGCGCUAUAUGGAAGGGGGAUAAAACCCGCACUAAGUGGGGGGGGGGGGGGGGUAAAAGGGCCUCACAAAAGUAGGGAGGGCUGGUAAAAAGGCUUGAUAUAAACUCAGAAUCCUGAGCUGAAUCAUCCCACUCAGAAAUCGGUAGUGUCCUGUAUAAUGUUAGAGUAUUUUAAUUUAUUGUAAUAUAUUUUUAAGUUGUAUGUUUAAGUACCCACUUGUUCAUUUAAGUUUAAAAUAAAUUAAGAAUUGAAAUGUA
Messenger RNA from Pectinophora gossypiella (pink bollworm), 2007 nucleotides. RefSeq lists its product as uncharacterized. The coding region runs from base 109 to 1419 and encodes 436 amino acids. The record is from RefSeq and is a predicted model, not a curated record. The transcript has 11 exons. NCBI's taxonomy places the organism in Eukaryota, Metazoa, Arthropoda, Insecta, Lepidoptera, Gelechiidae.